AUGGAAUCUAUGCUUGAAAAGAUCUUGGACAACCAAAAUAAAAGUGAUAAGAAGAUGGAAAAUUUGACGGAAGUGGUAGGCUCUCACAUCGCUUUGAUUCAAAAACUUGAGUCACAAAUGCGAGUUCUUUCUCGUGAGCAACAUCCACCACAAAGAGGGGGCCUUCCUAGCGACACAAUUUUGAACCCAAAGGGUAGUGGAGGUGAUCAUAUUGCCUCAUGCAAAGCCAUUUCUACUAGAAGUGGGAAGAUCCUUAAUGCGGUGAAUGAGAGGGUAGUUGAACCUAUCAUUGUCGAGCUGAUUGUUGAUGAGGUUAUUGAGGAAGAAAUUGAAGAAGAACUGGAGGCACCAAUUGAAACGCCAAUUAUUGUUGAGAAAGAGAAAGAGGCACACCCUAUUGUUCUCGAGGGUGAUGAGGUGCCAAGUGUUGAAAAAACUACUGGGGGUAGCGCUCAAAAGAGAAAGGUCACGGGGGAAAUUAAACCCUUGACUCAAAUAUAUAAAUCCCCUCCCCCGUUCCCACAAAGAUUGAUGAAAAGAACGGAGGAUGCCAAGUGCCAACGCUUCUACGACCAAUUGAAAGGGUUGUCAAUGAAUAUCCCAUUUCUUGAUGCAUUCCAAGAAAUGCCAGAAUUUGCUAAAUACUUGAAGGACUUGUUGACGAAGAAAAGACCAAUCAAGCAUGAUACGGUGGGAGUCACCCACCGUGUGAGCGCUAUUAUUUCGUCAUCAAAGGUUGAGAAGAAGGGAGAUCCCGGGGCUUUCACUAUCCCUUGCACCAUCGGUCACCAUGAUUUUUCUCGUGCUUUAUGUGAUAAUGGGGCUAGUAUUAAUUUGAUGCCACUUGCCAUCUAUAAACAAUCCGGUUUGAAAACACCUAGACCAACGAGCAUGCGUCUCCAAAUGGCCGAUAGAACCAUCAAAAGACCAGUAGAGGUUGUUGAUGACGUCCUUGUUAGAGUGGGGGGAUUCUUAUUGCCUGCGAAUUUUGUCAUCCUUGAUUGUGCGGUUGACAAAGAAGUCCCGAUUAUCUUGGGAAGGCCAUUUCUUUCCACCGGGAGAGCUCUAAUGGACUCGAAAAAGAAUGAAAUAAAAAUUGGUCAAUGA
Messenger RNA from Lycium ferocissimum, 1107 nucleotides. RefSeq lists its product as uncharacterized. Bases 1 to 1107 code for a protein of 368 amino acids. The transcript has a single exon. The record is from RefSeq and is a predicted model, not a curated record. NCBI's taxonomy places the organism in Eukaryota, Viridiplantae, Streptophyta, Magnoliopsida, Solanales, Solanaceae.